GUGUGUGCGUGUGCUGCACCGCAGUAUGCACGUUUUCUAAAGUCUGAAAACCCUUUUUUUUUAUGAGAGGUAAUUGUGGUGUUGUCACACGAAACAAUGGUCGUUGAAGAAAAAACGGAUAUUUCGAAGGAGAAUCAAGAUGGAACGGGAAAGGAAACAAAAACAUAUUCUUUGGAAAUAUUAAAAAUAAUCAAAGAAGCUCAACAACAACAUGGGUUGAGACACGCUGAUUAUCAGAGAUAUCGAGGUUAUUGUUCUAGGAGACUGAAAAGAUUACGAAAAGCAUUGAAAGUGCCGCAGGGUGAUAGACGACAUUUUAAGAGAAAAGAUAUCAUCCCAGCCAUGGUCACUGAUGACAAGUUUUUGCAAGUGCCCUUAAUAAUGGCUGAACGUGCCUGGAGCUACGCAAUGCAACUGCGUCAGGAAUCGAAUACAGAACCCAGAAAAAAGUUUCAUCUGAUAUCCAGACUGAGAAAAGCUGCUUUAUAUUCUUCACAAUUGCAAGAAUUAAUAGAGAAUGUAAAUUGCGAUGCACGUACAAGACUGGAGGCCGAAGCGUAUGUAGCCUGGAUGAAUGGUUCUUUGCAGUUCGAGUUACAACUUUGGAAACAAGCUAUGGAGAAUCUGCAGAAAGCAAAAGUUGUAUAUGGUAAUCUAGCGUCUGCAUUACCGGAAGCAGAGCAGGUUUUGUAUAAUGUGCGCGUCGAGGAAUUGACACCAAGUCUCAGAUAUUGCGCCUACAACAUCGGAGAUAUCAGCGCCAUGGAUGAUCUUAUGCAAAUGCGCGCACAACUGAGCGGCGAGCUGAUGGCCAGCUUAGAUUCUUUGAUCGCUCAAACGCGCGCGAAACAGGCCACUGAGGAGGUAAUGUGGCGUGGAAAAUCUUGCGGCACGGUGCCACCGAGAGCAGCCGGUCUGAUCAUUGCGGAUUCCACGCUUAAUCAAGCUCUGGAGAAAGCCAUUACGAAUCAAGCUAAAAUUGAUCUGCUGGAAGCGCAUCUGAUAGAUUGCAAGGAUGUUUUGUCAAUAGUGCGCGAGAAUUUUAGAAAUGAACUGAAAAAUAAGGAGAACGAAAAGUCAUCAGCAGCGCAGCAUUUAAUUAACUACUUGCAAUACAUCCGUCUGUCUCGCACGUUGGAACGCAAUCUGGCACUGGUGGAGGUGGCGAAACAGAAAAAAGCUAAACCGCAGGACAUAGUACGCCUGUAUGAGGCAGCUAUACACAAUAUCACCGAGAUGUCUCAGCUGCAAGACGAUCCGGAAUAUGUGGACGAGCAAGAGGCAAAGAAAAAGGUUUAUCUAGCCUUUAGAUGUUUCUACAUAGCUCAGGCGUUUGGUAAUCUGCAUCUCUGGCGCGAAGCUCUACUUUUGUAUAAAAAAGCAGAGAACUACAUUACAAAAGCGAUCAAGUGUAACAAGAAACAUUGGAAUCUCUUGGAUAAAAUGAAGAAAACUUUAGACGAGUUGGAAAUGUCUAUAGAAGCUGCAGCGUACGCUGCCCAUGCCAAAAGUCUUCUGGGCGAUACGCAGGAAGACAGAUGCAGCAAGAAUGCUAAGAACACAAAUUCGCUGUACGAGCGUUUGCACGAGUACAGAGAGGAUCCCGCGCUUCUUACGAAGCAACCAAACGUUUAUAUCUUACCACCACCGAUGCGCAGUAUUCCCUGUAAAGCAUUGUUCUUCGAUCUGGCUUUUAACAAGAUCGAAUUUCCUGAGUUAAUGUACAAAACGGGCAAUCGGACUCAACGACCGAAUCAAGCUGGUCUUACUGGCUUCGUCAAAGGUCUCUGGGGUUGGGGAAACAAGUAAAUAUAUAUACAUAUAUAUAUUCUAUAAAAAGUUUUCCAAAAAUUUACACAACAAAAUGUGGUGAAUGUGUAUAGGACAUAUACUGUGUAGUGACGAUAUAUAUGUCGUCACAAAUAAGAUUUUUACAGUGUAUUAAUUCAAAAACAUUUAAAAAUUGCGACAUAAACUAAGUUUCCAUAGCAAUAUUAUGAAAAAUAAAACAUUUUAAUGUACAUUUGGAAAGAGAAA
Molecule: messenger RNA, 2037 nt
Organism: Pseudomyrmex gracilis
Lineage: Eukaryota; Metazoa; Arthropoda; Insecta; Hymenoptera; Formicidae
Gene: Srp68
Product: signal recognition particle subunit SRP68
Exons: 3
Coding region: 97-1809 (570 amino acids)
Biological process (GO): SRP-dependent cotranslational protein targeting to membrane
Cellular component (GO): signal recognition particle, endoplasmic reticulum targeting
Molecular function (GO): signal recognition particle binding; endoplasmic reticulum signal sequence receptor activity; 7S RNA binding
Source: RefSeq, a predicted model, not a curated record